Messenger RNA from Scaptodrosophila lebanonensis, 455 nucleotides. RefSeq lists its product as uncharacterized. Lineage: Eukaryota; Metazoa; Arthropoda; Insecta; Diptera; Drosophilidae. The record is from RefSeq and is a predicted model, not a curated record. Bases 32 to 358 code for a protein of 108 amino acids. The transcript has a single exon.
AAAUCGACACCAAAAGCAAACAAUUUUAAUAAUGGGCGACUAUCAGAUAAAUGUGCACUGCGAAUGUUACCAUCGUCGUGGAUUGCUCUACCUAGCCCGCCCCUGGGCGUGGGGGCGUCCCUGUCGUCGUUGCCGUCGCGGUCAAAACGUGAUCGUCGUCACCCCCUCGGGGGCGCAACCUCAUCUGACUACCGUACAAGCUGUUGCCCCGUUCCAAAUGGUGACCCCAGCUCAGACCACCAGGCCGAUGCCGAUGCCGAUGUCGAUGCCGCCACCGGCGUAUACUCAACAAGAUGCCUUCGAGGUGAUGCCUUCGGCCUUGCCGCCCAAAUACAACAACGCCGUCGCCGCUCACUAAAUGUUGUAAUCAAAAAUAUGCAAAUAUGGAGAGUGUUGCACAGUAGUUUUGAGCCUGUGGGCUGACAUUUAAAUAAAUAGCAAUGCAAAUGUAAAAA